AUGGGUGGUCGAGCUUUUCCGGACUUGCCUGUCCCUCGUAUGAAACAACACGUCUAUGAACAAGUCAAACAGACCACUCUCAAGAUCUUGUCGACACGCUACGUCGGCGCUACUGCCAUGCCCGAAGCUCCUGAAAAAUCCGACUUUGGUGAUGUCGACCUCGUCAUCGAACUGCCAUCGUCGAUGCUUUUGCCCGUUCAACAGGUGGCUCUCGAUCUCGGAGCAGUUCGUACCAAGAUCAACCACCCCACCUACUCAUUUGCUAUUCCUCUUGACAAUGCGAGACAAGCUCCCCAGACUUUUGCUCAAAUCGACAUCCAGGUUUGUCUUCCUGGCGACCUCGCCUGGACCAUCUUCCUGCAUGGCUACGGCGACCUUGGCUCUAUACUUGGGUCUUUCAACUACAGUUAUGGCUUCACAUCCAAGAACGACGGCUUGUUUGUACGUAUCAAAGAACAGGAAGCGCAGAAUUGGUCCGCGAGCCAGGUCUUCUUGAGCAAGGAUCCAGAACUGGUCAUGCAGUUCCUGGGUCUUGAUAAGCACAGAUACCAUCGAGGCUUUGAGUCCGAACGCCAACUCUUUGACUGGGCUGUGAGCUCCAGGCUCUUCAAUCGCAAGUUGGUUGAGAAGAGAAGGGACAACUCUGAAAUGCGCAGUCGAAUGGAGAAACGUCCGAUGUUCCGUCGCUUCAUGUCCGAAUACCUACCAGCCCUCUCAGAUGCCAAUGCUGACAGUCUCGAAACCCGAGAAACACUUACAAACAUUGCUCUGCUAUUCUUUGGCAAAGGAGAUGAGUUCAAUACUCGUCGCGCCAAAGUACUUAUCGAGAAUGCCGAAGAACACGCCUGGUAUGUCAUCAAGACCACAAUCCUCACGCCGCUCGCCAAACUCGAAAGCAAGAAAUUAAACGAGGUCGUCCGAGCCUUGAAAAGGUUUGUUGCCUUCGAAGAUGGCGAGCCGUACAUCUGCGACGAGCCAGAAAUGGAUGCUGAGUGUCAAGGUCGGUUCGCGUUCUGCAUCACUGAAUCGGACGAGGUAAACCCCAAACUGCGUGAGUGGAUUCCUGACAAUUGGGAAGAGGUCAAAAGCCGGGAAAGACAAAGGGUCAAGGGCAGCAAAAGGCUCGCAGGUCAGAAAGGAUGA
Molecule: messenger RNA, 1143 nt
Organism: Aureobasidium namibiae CBS 147.97
Lineage: Eukaryota; Fungi; Ascomycota; Dothideomycetes; Dothideales; Saccotheciaceae
Exons: 1
Coding region: 1-1143 (380 amino acids)
Source: RefSeq, a predicted model, not a curated record